This is a messenger RNA of Poeciliopsis prolifica (blackstripe livebearer), 3503 nucleotides long. RefSeq names its product potassium voltage-gated channel subfamily G member 1-like. Gene Ontology annotation, biological process: potassium ion transmembrane transport; protein homooligomerization. Gene Ontology annotation, molecular function: protein binding; delayed rectifier potassium channel activity. Gene Ontology annotation, cellular component: membrane; voltage-gated potassium channel complex. Lineage: Eukaryota; Metazoa; Chordata; Actinopteri; Cyprinodontiformes; Poeciliidae. The record is from RefSeq and is a predicted model, not a curated record.
CUGGAGGUUAAAGUUCAUCUGUUGUGAUGCUGCAGCUUCCGGCCGUAUCUUGCUCGGAGUUGGUCUUCCUCUUUAGCUCGACCACAGAAAGUUCUUCUAUUCCGUCCCGGAUCUGCUGCCAGCAUGCCCAUCAUCAGCAAUGCCAACCAUGACUUCAGCACCUACUCCAUCAGCAGCGACGAUAGCAGCCUGGACCGGUUCUUCACUGAGAUCCCAGAGACCGAGACCCUAAAGGGGGUGUACUUCCAGCGCGGGCUGCUGCGGGAGCCCCAGGCCUCCUUCACGGUGGACCACGCCGUGCAGGUCCUCAUCAACGUCGGGGGGAACCGCUACGUUCCCUGGAGCACGCUGGAGCAGUUCCCCCAGAGCCGGCUGGCCCGUCUUCGCUCCUGCACCACGCCGGAGGAGAUCGCUCGGCUCUGCGACGACUACGACGAGACGUGUCGGGAGUUCUUCUUCGACCGGAACCCCACGGCCUUCAGGGUCAUCCUGAAUUUCCUGGCGGCGGGAAAGCUGCGUCUUCUCCGGGAGCUGUGCGCCGUCUCUCUGCACGAUGAGCUGGACUACUGGGGCGUGGACCCGGGCCACAUGGAGCGCUGCUGCCGGCGGCGGAUGAUCACCCGGGUGGACGAGGUGGCAGAGCGCCGGCGGAAGGAGGAGGAGUGGAGGCAGAAGAGGAUGAAGCUGAAGGAGAGACCCCCGCAGGCGGAGAAGGGCUACCGCAGGCUGGUGUCGGCGCUGCGGGAGGUGAUGGAAAACCCGCACUCGGGUUUGGCGGGGAAGAUCUUCGCCUGCCUGUCCAUCAUCAUGGUUCUGGUGACUGUGGUCAGCCUCUGCAUCAGUACCAUGCCGGACCUCAGAGACGAGGAGAACCGGGGCGAAUGCUCCCAGAAGUGUCGCAACAUGUUCGUGGUGGAGUCCGUGUGCGUGGCCUGGUUCACCCUGGAGUUCCUGCUGCGCUUCGUCAACGCUCCCUCCAAGCUGGCCUUCGCUCGCGGCCCGCUCAACAUCAUCGACGCCGUCGCCAUCCUGCCGUACUACGUGUCGCUGGUGUUCGACGUCGGUGAGGAGGCGCAGGACGAGGCGGCGGUGGGCCGCGGCUACCUGGACAAGCUGAGCCUGAUCCUGCGGCUGCUGCGGGCGCUGCGGAUCCUGUACGUGAUGCGGCUGGCGCGCCACUCCCUGGGCCUGCAGACGCUGGGCGUCACCAUGCAGCGCAGCAUGCGGGAGUUCGGCCUGCUGCUGCUCUUCGUCUGUGUGGCCGUCGCCCUCUUCUCGCCGCUGGUCCACCUGGCCGAGAGCGAGCUCGCGCCGUUCGCCGCCGCGCAUCCCCAGCACAGCUUCAGCAGCAUCCCGGCCUCCUACUGGUGGGCCAUCAUCUCCAUGACCACGGUGGGCUACGGCGACAUGGUGCCACGCAGCGUCCCCGGCCAGAUGGUGGCGCUCGUCAGCAUCCUGAGCGGCAUCCUCAUCAUGGCGUUCCCGGCCACCUCCAUCUUCCACACCUUCUCUCGCUCUUACCAGGAGCUGAAGCAGGAGUACGAGCGGGUGUGGAAGCAGGAGCGCCACAAGGAGAUGAGUGACUUCUCGCAGGAAGACUUCUCGUCUGCGUCCAAAAAGGAAAGCGACGGACUCCCGUCCAACGAGACGCAUCGGUCCACACUGCCACCUUCUGCUUUCUGAUGGACAUUUCCAGUGUCUUUCCCUUUAAAUCUUUAAUCUGACUCCCAGAUGGACGUCCAGCUGUGGCCCCUAAGGGCCCCGGUCUGCGUACGGGUCACCACCCUGCAGGAUCCGAGCCGGAGGAACCGCUGAUGUUGGAUCUCCAGCUGAGGAGUCUUCCUUUAAUAUCUUCUCCUUCAGGUUUAGAUUUGUUCAGUGCUGCAGCUUCAACCCUUUAAUGAGUCCAGAUUUAUAGAAUCUGUCCAUCGGUUUAAAUCCCAGCCAACAUUUAGUCUGAUUUCCCCCUGAUAGUCCAGAAGACUCGGUUCUAUUGGUACCAAACAUUUAACAACUCCAUCUGCUGAGGUUCUUUCUCUCUGCUCUGAGUCAAACCAGCCUGUUACCCUCCUGGCCUGUGGGGGCGCUGGAAACGACACUAAAACCUCUGAAGACGCUGAGAGCAACUUCCUGCUUCACCAGAUGAAACAAGAUGGAGGCGUCAGAGUUUAGUGCUGGAGGAUUUCUCUUUAGUCAUUUCUCCUGUUAGCAUUGGGCUAGAACGUUAGCUUUGGUUGUAUUUACCCAGAAUGCCCUGUGCUGUCGUCCACUUCCUAUUCGUGGUGCAGUCUCUGGUCCGCGUGGCGUUCACAUUCAAACCGAACCCAGACCGGUUGAGGUCAGAGGUCGAUUAGCAUUCACACCUGACCAAACCAGACUUUGACUAGACAGACGGACUGGCGUCAGAGUAAAGCAGAUUGAACAGAGCUGGGGAAGAACCCUGAAACGUUUGACACGCGUUGUGUUUGUUUUCCACUAAACUCCGGCUGGAUCAGAGGAUUUGAUCAGGAGGCAUCAAAUUAAAAAUGAAAAACAGAAACAGCUGAAUGAAAGGUUCAUUAAUGAUGAUAAAAUGUCAGAUUAGCAUCAGAAAAGCGGCAGCAGAGUCUCAGUGAUCCGCUCACAACUGAUGAUCCCCUGAAUCUCUGGUUCCCUAAAGAACCAGGUCGAGUUUUCCAGCCGACUGAGACGCAUUCAGGAUCUACCUGUUAAUAAACUGAGAUAUGAAGCUUAAAUUAAACUGUUAAAUGUGAUAAUAAAACGUGGACUGGAUGAGGAGUUGGUAACAAUGUGGUUCUGACUCGGUUCCCAGGAGGUGGAAAUGGAACCGGGGCUUUCACAGAACCAGAUCAGGACUGGAAUUUUACUGGUGGAAAAACCAUUAUGAUGAAUGGACUUAAAAUAAAAAUACAAAAAUAAUUUAAAAUGUGUUUCUUCUGUAGGCAGGGAAAAGAUUGAUUGAUAAAAGCAAUAAAAAGAGCCAAACAUCCAAGGGCUGCACAGUUUUCAUUAAUCAGUCACAGUUCUUGUCUAAACUGGACUUUAGCAGAAGUUUUCCUCCUCUGUGUUUUCAGGAAACUUUCCAGCUUAACUUGGAUUCCAGUUCUGGAAAAAAGUUGUUUAAAAUCCAGAUCAAAUAAUAAAAGUUACAACUUAAUGUUAGCAAGACAGCAAUGCAUUUAAACUCUUUAACCACCAAGAGCUUGUCUGACUGCUUUUUAUGAUUUAAAAUUAUGUUUUUCCAUAAAAGUGCCCAAAAUCAACGUAUUUUCAACCCAUUGGGCUAUUACUGCCAUCUAGUGGUGAAGUUUGAAAUCCCAACCAGAACCGGAAACUGAUUUGUUUUUUCUCCAUUUCUCUGUUCUUCCUCUUCCUUUCUUUUGCUUUGUUGGUUUUCUGUUUUUGGAUUAAUUCAUGUAGACAUGAUCUAUAAGAUGUUUUCUACAGAAAAUGGAUUCCUGGUUUGACUGGUUCUGUCGCUCUAAGGCGUAGAUGGAGCGACA